AUGCUAAGGUGGUUGGGAGUCGCUCUUUCAUAUGCUCAGUUCCUUUCAUCUCUUCAUCCGCUUAGCGGUCAUUUCAGAGCUGCUUUGGGAAGAGAAGGUCACCUUAGGGGUUCAGUUCCUGUUUCUGCAAUUGCCGUUUAUGAUACAAAGCUAAAUAAUUUAUGUAAAUUCCUAAAUCCUGAGGUUGAGUCAAAUCCAUUCUUGGUGAUGUUGCUUGUUCUGAGGGCUGCUGCAAAAAUCCCUGGUUCUGUGUCAAUUUCUGAGGACCGGCGAUCAAUACAAAGGCUAAAUUCAUACCCUCCUGAGAUUAUACAGUCUUUAACCGAGCAACAAUCUAGCUUGCCAGAAAACAUUUUGAUUGAAGUAAUACGGAUUCCUUAUUCAGCUGAGAAGCCUGUUGAAACCUUGACUCUUCAUAUUUCAGCUAAUGGUUAUUACCUGGAUGUUAUUGCAGCAGAACUAGGAGCACCAGAUGCUUCUGAGGUUCUGGUAUCCAGGACUGUUGGCAAAGCUUCCUCUGAGACGAGAUUAUACUUCUGGCCUCCUGAGUCAUAUCUGCUGGAUCUGUCAAAAGAACCAUGCGCAAGAGAUGCAUGUCAAUUUGAAAGAUCUUUAAACUCCAGGGCAAGUUAUUUCUCUGGUCAAGUUAUAUAUGGUGAUGCUAUUUUGGCAUCUAUUGGAUAUUCACGGAGGUCUCUUGACCUUUUCUAUGAAGAUGUAUCCUUGCGUUCAUAUCAUAGGUCUCUUUCCUACUUCAUCUGUUCUAUUUUGUGCUCAUUCUAA
Messenger RNA from Ilex paraguariensis (yerba mate), 783 nucleotides. NCBI's taxonomy places the organism in Eukaryota, Viridiplantae, Streptophyta, Magnoliopsida, Aquifoliales, Aquifoliaceae. The record is from the annotation of a GenBank genome assembly.